Messenger RNA from Rubroshorea leprosula, 2015 nucleotides. Lineage: Eukaryota; Viridiplantae; Streptophyta; Magnoliopsida; Malvales; Dipterocarpaceae. The record is from the annotation of a GenBank genome assembly.
GUUUAUUGUUUUUAACAAAUGUUUUCUUUUGUUUAUCAAUGUUUGAGUUGUGGUUUUGUAGUUUAGAUCGUGUAGAUUAUAAAAUUAAAAUCAUUGAAUGGGGACUAAAUCUGCAUAGAGGACCUGUCCCAUCCAACAGCCUGUUGAUGUUUUCUCCAAAAAAUCUGUAGCCUUCAAAUUUUGACACCAACACCCUCUUUGCUAAAUUCUUUACUUAGUGAAGUCAAUAUAAAUAUAAAUCAAUCUCUCCAUCUUAGCUAGCCAGUUUGUACUUCUCCUUCUGAAGCUGUAGUUGUCCCUAGUUCAUCUUUUGCUCAAAUGGGAAGUAAUGAAAAGAUGACUACUUCAACUCUGAUUUGUGCUCCAUUAAUGGCUGAGUCUGUGGAGCAAAUGGUUAAAGAUAUGUACGAGGCAAAAGCUCAAGGUGCUGAUGUAGUUGAGGUCAGGUUGGAUCACAUCAACAACUUCAAGCCACAGCAGGAGCUUGAAAUCAUCCUAAAAAAAAAACCAUUGCCAGUGAUCAUUGUUUAUAGGCCCAAAUGGGCAGGUGGUCAGUAUGAAGGAGAUGACAACAAUCGGCUGGAGGCGCUUUAUUUAGCUAGUGAUCUGGGAGCUGAUUAUAUUGAUUUGGAGCUUAAGGUUGCUUCUGAUCAAAUGAUGAUCCAGAAGUUGAACGGUAGCUGCAUCACGAAAGUUAUUGUAUCACAUCAUGUAAAUGGUGGGGUUCCUUCUGACGGAGAGCUUAGGGAGCUUGUUAAAAGCAUGAAAGAUACUGGAGCAGAUAUGAUCAAACUCAUUGCCAAUGCUAGCGAUAUUACAGAACUAGCAAGAAUGUUUCAGUUGCUUUCUUAUUCUCAGGUGCCGACCAUUGCAUACUCUGAAGGGGAAAGAGGUCUGAUAAGCCAGAUUUUAUGCCCAAAAUUUGGUGGUGCUUUGAUCUAUGCAUCUAUUGAUGGAAAUUCAGUUCCAGGUCUACCUACUCUUGACAGCCUCAGGCAUGCUUACAAACUGGAAUAUGUGAAUUCAGAUGUUAAAGUUUUUGGGCUCAUUUCUAAACCAGUUGGUCAUAGUAAAGGACCUGUAUUGCACAAUCCUACUUUCAGACAUGCUAACUUCAAUGGGAUUUAUGUCCCAAUGUUUGUUGAUGAUCUCAAGAAGUUUUUUAGUGUCUAUCCAAGCCCUGAAUUUGCUGGUUUUAGUGUUGGGUUUCCAUACAAGGAAGCUGUCGUUGAGUUCUGCGAUGAAGUCCAUCCACUAGCACAGGCCAUAGGUGCAGUCAAUACUAUUAUAAGGAGGCCGAGUGAUGGAAAGCUGAUAGGUUAUAAUACAGAUUGUGAAGCUGCAAUAACAGCAAUUGAGGAUUCAUUAAAAGAACAAAGAUGCAUUGAUGGUAAAGCAGCUUUCAGUACUCUACUUUCUGGGAGACUCUUUGUAGUAGUUGGUGCUGGAGGCGCAGGCAGGGCAUUGGCAUUUGGUGCCAAAAGCAGAGGAGCUCGAAUAGUCAUUUUCGACGUUGAUGUUGAGAGAGCAACGUCUCUUGCUACUGCUGUCUCUGGUGAAGCUUGCCGCUAUGAAGAACUAGUUAAUUUCCAGCCAGAGAAAGGGGCAAUCCUUGCAAAUGCAACACCAGUAGGAAUGCAUCCAAAUACAGAUCGAAUUCCCGUUUCUGAGGCAACCUUGGGGGACUAUGAGGUGGUAUUUGAUGCUGUUUACAUACCGAGAAAAACCAGACUAUUAAAGGAUGCAGAAGCUGCAGGAGCAAUCACAGUGAGUGGGGUUGAAAUGUUCCUCAAACAGGCUAUUGGCCAGUUCAAGCUCUUCACUGGCAAAGAAGCACCCAAAGAAUUCAUGCGGGAGAUUGUUUUAUCGAAGUUCUGAAUGUGUCGUUCGGUAGCUCAGAAAUAUUGCAUAAUUCUUCGUCCUUCUUUUUCUCAAGUAGCAUAAUAAUUGAUUGAAUAUCAACAAUAAGUAUUGAAAUUGAUUGAGAUGUUCAAGAAUCAACUAUAAAUCGCAAA